This is a messenger RNA of Cololabis saira (Pacific saury), 2960 nucleotides long. RefSeq names its product NLR family CARD domain-containing protein 3-like. Bases 1 to 2892 code for a protein of 963 amino acids. Lineage: Eukaryota; Metazoa; Chordata; Actinopteri; Beloniformes; Belonidae. The record is from RefSeq and is a predicted model, not a curated record. The transcript is spliced from 6 exons. Gene Ontology annotation, molecular function: protein binding.
AUGUUUGUGAAGAACGAGCUGAAGAAGCUCCAGAGGGGUCUGAGUCCAGAUUACCCAGAAUCCCUAGGGCAUCUGUUUGAGGGUGAGGAUGAAGAGCAGAGGAGCAGCAGAGAGGCGUUUGUGAAGAUCACAGUGAACUUCCUGAGGAGAAUGAAGCAGGAGGAGCUGGCUGAGCGUCUGCAGAGAAGUUCUUUUGCUGCAGUUUGUAAAAAGCGGCUGAAGUCUAAGCUGAAGAAGAAGUGCCGGUGUGUGUUUGAGGGGAUUGUUAAAGCAGGAAACCCAACCCUUCUGAAGCAGAUCUACACAGAGCUCUACAUCACAGAGGGAGGGACUGGAGACGUCAACGAUGAACAUGAAGUCAGACAGAUUGAAGCAGCAUCCAGGAAACCACACAGAGCAGAAACAACCAUCAGACAGGAAGACAUCUUUAAACUCCCACCUGGAAGAGAUGAACCAAUCAGAACAGUGAUGACGAAGGGAGUGGCCGGCAUCGGGAAAACAGUCCUAACACAGAAGUUCACUCUGGACUGGGCUGAAGGCAAAGCCAACCAGGACAUCCAGUUCCUGCUUCCAUUCACCUUCAGAGAGCUGAAUGUGCUGAAAGAGAGAAAGUUCAGCUUGGUGGAACUUGUUCAUCACUUCUUCACUGAAACCAGAGAAAUCUGCAGCUUUGAAGAGUUCCAGCUCUUGUUCAUCUUUGACGGUCUGGAUGAGAGUCGACUUCCUCUGGACUUCCACAACAAUGAGGUCCUGACUGAUGUUACAGAGUCCACCUCAGUGGAUGUGCUGCUGACAAACCUCAUCAGGGGGAACCUGCUUCCUUCUGCUCGUCUCUGGAUCACCACACGACCCGCAGCAGCCAAUCAGAUCCCUCCUGAGUGUGUCUCCAUGGUGACAGAGGUCAGAGGAUUCACUGACCCACAGAAGGAGGACUACUUCAGGAAGAGGUUCAGAGAAGAGAAGCAGACCAACAGGAUCAUCUCCCACAUCAAGACAUCACGAAGCCUCCACAUCAUGUGCCACAUCCCAGUCUUCUGCUGGAUCACUGCUACGGUCCUGGAGAAAGUCCUGGAGACCAGAGAGGGAGGGGAGCUGCCCAAGACCCUGACUGAGAUGUACAUCCACUUCCUGGUGGUCCAGGCCAAACUGAAGAAGAUCAAAUAUGAUGGAGGAGCUGGGACGGAUCCACACUGGAGUCCAGAGAGCAGGAAGAUGAUGGAGUCUCUGGCAAAACUGGCUUUUGAGCAGCUGAAGAAAGGAAACCUAAUCUUCUAUGAAUCAGACCUGAGAGAGUGUGGCAUCGAUGUCAGAGAGGCUUCACUGUACUCAGGAGUGUUCACCCAGAUCUUUAGAGAGGAGAGCACCCUGUACCAGGACCGGGUCUUCUGCUUCAUCCAUCUGAGUGUUCAGGAGUUUCUGGCUGCUCUUCAUGUCCAUCAGACCUUCAUCAAGUCUGGAGUCAACCUGCUGGAGGAACAAAAGAACACCUCCUGGUGGUUUAAAACAAGAGCAGAGACUGACCUCCAUCAGAGUGCUGUGGACAAGGCCUUACAGAGUCCAAAUGGACACCUGGACUUGUUCCUCCGCUUCCUCCUGGGUCUUUCACUGGAGACCAAUCAGACUCUCCUACAAGGUCUGUUGGAACCAAAACAAAGAAGUUCACAGAACAAUCAGGAAAUAGAUAAAUACAUCAAGAAGAAGAUCAGUAAGGAUCUGUCUGCAGAGAAAAGCAUCAACCUGUUCCACUGUCUGAAUGAACUGAACGCUGGUUCUCUGGUGAAGGAGGUCCAAUGGUACCUGAGGUCAGGACGUUUCUCCACAGAUAAACUGUCUCCUGCUCAGUGGUCGGCUCUGGGUUUCAUCUUACUGUCAUCAGAAGAUCUGGAGGUGUUUGACCUGAAGAAAUACUCAGCUUCAGAGGAGGUUCUCCGGAGGCUGCUGCCGGUGGUCAAAGCCUCCAAGAAAGUUGUAUUGAGUGACUGUAACCUCUCAGAGGACAUCUGUGCAGAUCUGUCCUCAGUUCUCAGCUCUCAGUCCUCCAGUCUGACAGAACUGGACCUGAGUAACAACCACCUGCAGGAUUCAGGACUGAAGAAGCUGUGUCCUGGACUGGAGAGUCCACACUGUCACCUGGAGUCUCUCAGGCUGUCAGGCUGUCUGAUCUCAGAGGAAGGCUGUGCUUCUUUGGUCUCAGCUCUGACCUCCAACCCCUCCCACCUGAGAGAUCUGGACCUGAGCUACAACCAUCCAGGAGCGACAGCAGUGAAGCUUUUGUCUGCUGGACUGAAGGAUCCCUGCUGGAGACUGGACACUCUCAGGGUGGAGCCUGCUGGACAACGAUGGUUGACACCAGGUCUGAGGAAGUAUUCCUGUCAACUCACCAUUGACACAAACACAGUCAACAAAAAAAUCCAACUGUCUGACAACAACAGGAAGAUGAUGUAUGUGGAGGUCUAUCAGUCAUAUCCUGAUCAUCCAGACAGGUUUGAUUACUGUUGUCAGCUGCUGUGUAGAGAAGUUCUGACGGGUCGCUGUUACUGGGAGUUCCAGUGGAGAGGAAGAGUUGAGAUAUCAGUGAGUUACAGAAGAAUCAGAAGGAAAGGAUACUGUAGAGACUGUAGGUUUGGAGAGAACGAUCAUUCCUGGAGUCUGGACUGUUCUGAUGAUGGUCGGUACCGUGUCUGGCACAAUAACAGACUAACAUCUUCCUCCUCCUCUUCCUCAGUCUCUGACAGAAUAGCAGUGUAUGUGGACGUUCCUGCUGGAACUCUGUCCUUCUACAGCAUCUCCUCUGACAGACUGAUCUACCUCCACACCGUCAACACCACAUUCACUGAACCUCUCUAUCCUGGGUUCGCAUUCUGUUCUGGUUCUUCAGUGUCUCUGUGUUGAGUUCAGUCUCAAGAGUCUCCUCCUGUCAGAGAAACUGUCUCUGUUGGACUGAUAGUUGAGUCUGUACA